Phragmites australis (common reed) is the source of this 1533-nucleotide messenger RNA. RefSeq names its product fructose-bisphosphate aldolase, chloroplastic-like. Lineage: Eukaryota; Viridiplantae; Streptophyta; Magnoliopsida; Poales; Poaceae. Gene Ontology annotation, molecular function: fructose-bisphosphate aldolase activity. Gene Ontology annotation, cellular component: cytosol. Bases 168 to 1334 code for a protein of 388 amino acids. The transcript is spliced from 3 exons. The record is from RefSeq and is a predicted model, not a curated record. Gene Ontology annotation, biological process: glycolytic process; fructose 1,6-bisphosphate metabolic process.
CAGGCUUAAAUAUGGGAGGUGGUUGCAGCUCUCACCCCCCUAAGGAAGGAAGAACAAUUCGCUCACUGGUGUGAACUAGCAGAGGGCAGUGGCAGCCUGAGCUGAGCUGCGCUGAGCUGAGCUGAGCUCCUUGUGGUCUUCGGAAGACAAGAGGAAGAAGAAGAAGGAUGGCGUCUGCCACUCUGCUCAAGUCCUCCUUCCUUCCCAAGAAGUCCGAAUGGGGCACGACAAGGCAGCUCGCCGCGCCCAGGCCGGUGACCGUCUCCAUGGUCGUCCGCGCCAGCGCCUACGCCGAUGAGCUCGUCAAGACCGCGAAAACGAUCGCGUCGCCGGGGAGGGGGAUCCUGGCGAUGGACGAGUCGAACGCGACGUGCGGGAAGCGCCUGGCGUCGAUCGGGCUGGAGAACACGGAGGCGAACCGGCAGGCGUACCGCACACUGCUGGUGACGGCGCCGGGGCUCGGGCAGUACAUCUCCGGCGCCAUCCUCUUCGAGGAGACGCUGUACCAGUCCACCGUGGACGGCCGCAAGAUCGUCGACAUCCUCGUCGAGCAGGGCAUCGUCCCGGGGAUCAAGGUCGACAAGGGCCUCGUCCCGCUCGCCGGCUCCAACAACGAGUCCUGGUGCCAGGGCCUCGACGGCCUCGCCUCCCGCGAGGCCGCCUACUACCAGCAGGGCGCGCGCUUCGCCAAGUGGCGUACCGUCGUCAGCAUCCCCAACGGCCCCUCCGAGCUCGCCGUCAAGGAGGCCGCCUGGGGCCUCGCCCGCUACGCCGCCAUCUCCCAGGACAACGGUCUGGUGCCGAUCGUGGAGCCGGAGAUCCUGCUGGACGGCGAGCACGGCAUCGAGCGGACGUUCGAGGUGGCGCAGAAGGUGUGGGCUGAAACCUUCUACGCCAUGGCCGAGAACAACGUCAUGUUCGAGGGCAUCCUGCUCAAGCCUUCCAUGGUGACCCCCGGCGCCGAGUCCAAGGACAAGGCCACCCCGGAGCAGGUCGCCGAGUACACACUCAAGCUCCUCCACCGCCGGAUCCCGCCGUCAGUCCCCGGGAUCAUGUUCCUCUCCGGCGGGCAGUCGGAGGUGGAGGCGACGCAGAACCUGAACGCCAUGAACCAGGGCCCCAACCCGUGGCACGUGUCCUUCUCCUACGCGCGGGCGCUGCAGAACACCUGCCUCAAGACGUGGGGCGGCCGCCCGGAGAACGUGAAGGCGGCGCAGGACGCACUGCUGCUGCGCGCCAAGGCCAACUCGCUCGCGCAGCUCGGCAGGUACACCUCCGACGGCGAGGCCGCCGAGGCCAAGGAGGGCAUGUUCGUCAAGAACUACAGCUACUAGUAGAUUACGCAAAGCACGUACUCCAUAAGCCAUGGUGCUUGCUGCUAGCUACUGCUGUGCUGCAAGAUCGAGCGACACAAUGGUGCCUUCACGAGGUAGCUGAGAUUACUAAUGGAUGGGGACCGGGGAGAAAGAAGUUGAGAUGCAUGGUUAAUGAAUUUACUGUGUAUUAUUUUGGAUCGAUCUAUAUCCCUUUUCA